Messenger RNA from Exophiala oligosperma, 2073 nucleotides. RefSeq lists its product as uncharacterized. Lineage: Eukaryota; Fungi; Ascomycota; Eurotiomycetes; Chaetothyriales; Herpotrichiellaceae. Bases 233 to 2011 code for a protein of 592 amino acids. The record is from RefSeq and is a predicted model, not a curated record. The transcript is spliced from 3 exons. Gene Ontology annotation, biological process: transmembrane transport. Gene Ontology annotation, molecular function: transmembrane transporter activity.
GGUCAUCAGAUGGCAAAUUUUUUUUCUUCCCCAGCUUGACAAAAUUGUUCGCAGCCGACGUCGGCUAGUGGGAAACAUUCCGAUAGACUUGGCACGAAGACAAAUUCUAACACAUGGUAUGGGCAUUUAGAUGCUUGCUGAGUGUGUGAGUCUAGUCGUGGCUGAAGACGAUUGCACAUCGUGCGGGAACUGUAUCUGCCAACUCGUCUGCAGCUAGUUCACCUUUGCCAACAUGGUGUCCUUGACCGACAAACGCCCUGAUAAGCUAGGAUUCAAAGCAAGAUUCGAGAGUUUCUUCGAUACGACUUCCAAAAUUGUCAACACAAGCGAUCGCAGAAACCCCGUCGAUGAAGAAAGCACAAAUCAACCCGAUGAAGCACUUGUUUCUCAAGAUGCCCAAGCUGGUGUACAGCGUGUCCAGGCAACAGCUACGGUCUGGACAAGGUCACACCUCAUCGGUGCACACAUCUGCAUUUGGCUCAUCUACUUUGUCGUUUCACUGGAAGAGGUUGUUCUUCGUUCUUUAAAUCCUUAUGUCACGAGUUCUUUCUCGUUGCAUUCUCUGACAUCCGCCACCAAUAUCAUGUCCAGCAUCAUUGGCGGAGUAGCUAAGAUUCCGACUGCCAAGAUUCUGGAUACAUGGGGAAGACCUCAGGGUAUUGGACUGAUGACCUUUAUUUGGGUAAUCGGGUAUAUCAUGAUGGCCUCUUGCAAAAAUGUGCAAACAUAUGCCGCUGCUCAGGUGUUCUCUGUGACUGGCGCACAAGGUGUAAGCUACUGCCUCACAGUCUUCAUUUCGGAUACAUCGACACUCAAGAAUCGUUCGCUGAUGCUUUCUAUCGCGACCUCGCCGUACAUCGUCACUACUUGGCUAGGAGGCCCGGUUUCUCAAAGUAUCAUCGAAGGUCCCGGCUGGCGAUGGGGAUUUGGUAUCUUUGCUGUUGUAGUCCCUGUGGUCGUGGCCCCUUUGACAAUCUUAUUUCUGUACAACCAGCGAAAGGCUCAAAAUCAAGGCCUCGUCAAGCCUGUACGUAUCAGUCUCCGUCCGGAAGCGCUGAAGCGGUACGCGAUUGAGGUCGACUUGCUUGGUAUUAUUAUCCUUGCAAGUGGAAUGGCGCUUUUCCUGCUUCCCUUCAGCCUUUACUCUUAUCAAAAAGACAAGUUCCGCUCUCCGAUGAUCAUUUGUAUGAUCACCUUCGGCGGCGCAUUGCUCGUCUUCUUCACUUUUUGGGAGAGGUACUUGGCGCAAAAAACAUUCAUUCCUUUCGAGCUUCUGAUGGAUCGAACCGUCUUCUGCGCAGGAUUGAUGUUCGUUUUUGUCUUCUUCAACUCAAUGGUUUGGGGCAGCUACUUUUUCUCUAUGUUGCAGGUUGUAUGGGGUCUCAGCAUCACUAACGCGACCUACGUCAGCGCCAUAUACCGGGUCGGUUCUUGUCUCUGGGCAUUGGUGGUUGGGCUUUUGAUCCGAUGGACUGGUCGAUUCAAAUGGCUUGCAUUGUACUUUGCAAUCCCAUUGAUGAUGUUGGGCGUUGGUCUUAUGAUCGAGUUCCGGCGCCCAAACAGUGAUAUUGGGUACAUUGUUAUGACCCAGAUCUUUGUGGCAUUUUCGGGUGGAACGAUUGUUCUGUGCGGCGAGUUGGCUAUGUUGGCUCCAUCAAAUCAACAACACAUCGCCGCUAUCAUUGCCAUUUUGAAUUUGUUUGGCAGUAUCGGCAGUGCAGUGGGAGGGACUGUCGCCACAGCCAUUUGGACAAGCGUCUUUCCUGCGGCCCUCCGAAGGUACCUUCCUGCAGAUGUUGAUGCAAAGAAGGUUUACGGAUCAAUCAUUGCUCAGCUUUACUACAGGCCUGGAACACCAGCUCGAGACGCUAUCAACCGAUCGUACGGGGAAGCACAACGCUACAUGCUCAUCACAAGUCUUGCACUACUGGGUGGUGCGUUCGUAUGUGUAGCAUUGUGGCGGGAUAUUCGCAUCAAAGAUAUAAAACAGGUCAAGGGACGUGUGAUUUAGAUCUAUACCAUAGGGCUUUCUCAUUGUCUUUACACCAGCAAAUGCAGAGCAAGAACCUCAAA